Cadophora gregata is the source of this 1125-nucleotide messenger RNA. RefSeq lists its product as uncharacterized. The transcript has a single exon. The record is from RefSeq and is a predicted model, not a curated record. NCBI's taxonomy places the organism in Eukaryota, Fungi, Ascomycota, Leotiomycetes, Helotiales, Ploettnerulaceae. The coding region runs from base 1 to 1125 and encodes 374 amino acids.
AUGCGUUCAGCAAUACUCGAGUUGUUGGCCUCGGCCGCAAUCGUCUCUGCGACAGGAUGCGCCCAAAGCAACCUCGAUGACCUGGUAGCCCGGAUAUCCUGCGGUACCAACAAGGAGAUUUCUCAAUGUUUGCACCGAGAUAUCGACCUUGCAUGGUUGGAGGAGAUUGAGGACUGCUUGAUUUCGGGAGGAUGUUCAAUGGCAGAUGCGACAGCGGAAGCUGUUUGGUUUACCUUCGAUUGCCGAGCUAAACAGGAGGAAUUAAAGAGGAGACAGAAUGAUGAAGAGACAACCACAGAAGAAAGCACAACGGAGGAAAAGACUACAACCAAGAAGACUGCAAGUAGGUCCGCAUCUGCGAAGAGGACAUCUACAACAGCUCCUUCGUCAACAGAAGCAACCACGACAUCCGAGUCUACCACCGAGUCUACAACAACUUCAACCUCCUCCGAAUCGACAGUUACCUCAACAACAAGCACGUCCAGCCAAAGUACAAUUACAAAAUCCACUGAAACAGCACAAUCCGCAACCACAACAGGUCCCCUUGUCUGCUCAGUUACCAGCACAAAAGCCACGUCCAUGUGCUUCGUCAGUGCAGGAAAAACACAAUCCUGCGUCGCAACAACCACAGAGAUCGCAUCCUGCGCCCCUGGUAUGAUAUGUUUCUCCGCCGCUGCCGGCGCAAACUCCUGCAUGCGCCGCGACAACCACCUUACAACCUCCGGUAUCGUCGUGGCAAUCGCGUUCGGUGUCGGGAUAGCAGCCACAACCAUUGCCGUCAUUGCCAUGAUCAUCCACGGCAAGAACAAAGUCAAAGCGAACCGGCAAGCUCAAUUACUAGCUGUCGCGAGCUCCAGAGGACGAGGUGGGCGCGAUGUAGAAGCUGCGAAAGGAUUUAGUAAGCCAAUGACGAGCGAUGCCAAUUUGCCAUUGAUUACGCCGGGAGGACCGAGGUCCGAUCAGCCUAUUUAUGGACAGCAGGAGUAUUUUGAAGGGGCUGGUCAAGCAAUGCGGAGCUUAACUCCACCGGAGUACAGAAGUGUUUCUGGAUCAGGAGCACCGCCGGUACCGAGACUGGAGUUGCAUCAAGGUCUUGGUGCUCUAGGGCAGAAUCCGAGGUACUGA